This is a messenger RNA of Uncinocarpus reesii 1704, 3006 nucleotides long. RefSeq lists its product as uncharacterized. Gene Ontology annotation, molecular function: protein binding; RNA binding. The record is from RefSeq and is a predicted model, not a curated record. The transcript has 3 exons. Lineage: Eukaryota; Fungi; Ascomycota; Eurotiomycetes; Onygenales; Onygenaceae. The coding region runs from base 1 to 3006 and encodes 1001 amino acids.
AUGUCUUUUCGAGGCGGCCAACGCGGACAAGGUCAGGGAGGACGCCCUUCACCACGCGGCAAUGACCGUAAUAGAGGCUCACGGGGCGAUCGUGGCGGCCACUACGGGGGUCAUAGCCACCAUGGAGGCCAAGGUGGCGGCGGUCGUGGUGGUCGUGGCGGGGGUAAACCCCAAGCUCCGGUAGAAGUUUUCAAUUCCCCAGUACCAGCUGCACUCGACGGACCUUCCAAAGCCAUCGAGGACCGAUACGAUGCGAAGAUGCGUGAGCCGGGUCUUGACUCGCUCUCCCUAGACCGACAGUAUCCCCUCCGUCCCGGAUAUGGAACUCGCGGGGACAGAGUGCUCCUCUGGGCGAAUUAUUUUGCGUUGACUGCCAAACCAAACGUGGACCUUUACCGCUAUAAAAUUGAGGUCAAAGCACCAGCGAAGACUCCCGAACCAAAAGGGAAAAAACUCAAGAGAAUCAUCGAGCUGCUUUUGGAAGACCAUUUUCAGGAGUUUCGUGAUCGUAUUGCGACUGAUUUUAAAGCAACUUUGAUUUGUCGGGAUUCCCUCAAAUUCGACUCCAAAGUUUACGAUAUUCAAUAUCGCGCGGAAGGCGAGGAUACGCCGCCUCCCAACCCAAAAGUUUAUCCAGUCCGUGUCCUCUUUACCGGCACUCUUAGCACCGCGGACCUUUUGAAAUAUCUAUCAUCUGUGAAUCUUAGUGAAGCAUUUGGUGGCAAAGAGGAGCUUUUGCAGGCUUUGAACAUUAUCGUCGGUCAUAACCCUAAGACAACAUCCAAUAUGUUUAGUGUCGGUGCAAACCGCCAUUAUCCACUGGGAAAUGCUGCAGAGAGAUAUAACCUUCAAGGCGGUCUCGAAGCAUUCAGGGGCUAUUUCGUUAGUGUUCGCCCGGCUACUGGCCGACUUUUGGUCAAUGUUCAGGUCAAGCACAUUGCUUGUUUUGCCGAAGUUCCGCUGGCUAGGCUCAUUGAGAUGUUAGGCGCCCGCGGGUACCAAUUGCAGCGAACCUUGAAGGGUAUACGGGUUCAACUAUCACACCUUCGCCGAGUUAAAGGAAACCAGCGAAUUCCAAGAGUCAAAACCAUUAUCGCCCUUGCAUCUCCACAAGAUGGCCGAGGUCUAGACCACCCGCCACGAGUUGCGAAGCCUGGGGCAGGGCCAAAAAAUGUCCACUUUUACCUAAAAGGAACCCUACAAGCAGGGCCAGCAAAAGCUACACCUCAAGCCACAAAAGGCAAAGCUGGUAAAGCUGCACAAGGCGGAGAUACUAAAGACCACGGUUAUAUCAGCGUCUACGACUACUUCAAGCGUAUGCAUAACGUCGGCGAUAUGAAUGAAGCGAUGCCUGUUGUCAAUGUUGGAACGUCACAAAACCCAAGCUACCUUCCAGUGGAGGUCUGCCGUGUUGAACCUGGGCAAACUUCUAAAUCUAAGCUAACCCCCAGGCAAACACGAAGCAUGAUUGACUUCGCGGUCCGAAAACCUGCGGCUAAUGCAAAGUCCAUUACCGAAAGAGGGACGCAGGUGAUUGCGGCCGCCCCGAACACUUCACAGUUGUUGUCCAAUAUGGGUCUCUCAAUUAGUCCAAACUUGAUCACCGUUGGUGGUCGGGUUUUGACGGGGCCUAAUGUUCGGUAUAAAGCAACUUCAGUCCAGCCCAAAUUCGCAAGCUGGAAUUUAUCAGGCGUUCAAUUUCCCCGUGGAGCCUCACUAUCCCAGUGGACUUUCCUCUUUCUUCGCGGGCAACAGCAAAAUGACAAAAACCCACGUUCAAUCGCCGAAAGCUUCAGGGAUGUUGCGCGAAAGCACGGAAUGACGGUUAGUGAGCCACUAGCGCCCAUUUGGCUUGACCACCCUUUCACUUCCAACGAAUCCCCGGAGAGUUAUGCGGCCAAAGUUGACCGUGCUUUCGACCAACUUCUGGCGAAACAUCGUAACAUUAGGUUUCUGUUGGUCAUGCUGCCUUUUGAGGACUCAGCUAUCUACAACAGAGUUAAAUUUCGAGGAGAUAUUCAAAAUGGAAUUCACACGGUUUGUGUGGGUGACAGAACUGGUGGCAUUCAGUCCUUAGCCAAUAUCGCCUUGAAGUUUAACUUGAAACUUGGUGGUGCAAAUCAUGUCCUUGACCCUCCGAAAUUGGGACUUAUUGGGGAAGGGAAGACCAUGCUUGUUGGUAUCGAUGUCACACACCCUUCACCCGGCUCUUCAUCGCAAGCUCCUAGCGUUGCGGCUAUGGUUGCAAGCGUUGAUAAAGAUCUGGCACAAUGGCCUGCAUCAAUCCGGUUACAACGUGAAGCAAAAGCCGAGAUGGUCGAUGAACUAGAAGAAAUGCUUGAAUCGCGACUUCAGCUUUGGAAGAAGUAUAACAACGCUUUUCCCGAAAAUAUCAUUGUUUAUCGCGACGGAGUCUCUGAAGGGCAAUACACGCGAGUUUUAGAAGAAGAGCUUCCUCGUUUGCGCAAAGCAUGCGAACGCGUUUACCCGGCCACAUUGACAAAGAACGGUCUACCACGAGUUUCCAUUAUCAUUGUGGGGAAACGUCACCAUACAAGGUUCUACCCGGUUACCACAAACCAAGCCGAUAAAAAUUCCAAUACAGUCAACGGGACAGUCGUUGACCGAGGUGUUACCGAGGAUCGCCACUGGGAUUUCUACUUGCAAGCUCAUUCAGCUCUUAAAGGCACUGCACGGCCCGCCCAUUAUUUUGUCAUUCUAGAUGAAAUAUUCCGGGCGCGGAAGAAUGGACCCCCUACAGCAGACGUACUUGAAGAUUUGACUCACAAUUUGUGUUACUUGUUCGGCCGUGCGACCAAGGCUGUUAGUGUUUGUCCCCCCGCGUACUACGCUGAUCUCGCUUGUGAACGUGCGAGACGUUACCUCAGCGGCUACUAUGAUGCAAGCCCUGCAGAGUCUAUCGUGUCUGGGGAAACCGGUCGAGGCCCAAGUGAGAAUGAAAUAAAAAUCCACCCAAACCUUGAAAAUUCGAUGUUUUAUAUCUGA